AUGGCGGACGUCGAGGUUGUUGCGGCAACAGCUGCAUGUCUGCUUAGUGUAAUGAAUUAUUUAAACGUUGUGAAAAGAAAUAAAAAAAAAAGACGCUAUCGUCAAAGAAGGUGGUGGAUGAAAAAAAAUCAUCUGAAUCGAACGACAAACAGCAUGAAUAGUUUUAUGGAGUUGACUUCCGAAGAUGCUGGCGAGUUUUCUAACUUUUGCAGAAUGUCACCUGCUGAUUUUGAAUUCUUGUUACAUAAAAUUGGACCUAUGAUUCAAAAACAGCAAACCAGACUGCGAAUGCCCAUACCAGCAAAGAUACGUUUGGCAUUAACAUUACGAUAUUUAGCAACAGGGGAUAGUUAUAAAAGUCUCCACUACUUAUUCAAGGUUUCUACACCAGCCAUUUCGUUAAUUAUUCCUGAAGUAUGCAAAGCUAUCAACUAUGUUCUUAAGGACCAAAUUAAGUUACCACAAACACCAGCGGAAUGGUUAUCUAUAGAAGAGGGAUUUAGCAGGAAAUUUCCUCGAUGUGUCGGAGCUAUAGAUGGAAAGCAUAUUAUAAUUAAAUAUCCACCAGACAGUGGCUCACAAUAUUACAACUAUAAGCAUACAUAUAGCAUCAUACUAAUGGCUCUAGUUGACGCUGAAUACCGUUUUAUUUUUGCUGAUAUUGGUGGCCAGGGACGCAUUAGUGAUGGAGGAAUUUUUCAAAACUGUUUACUCUGGCAAAAAAUUGACGCAGGAACUAUUAAUUUGCCACCAGACGCGCCCUUACCUGGAAGAGAAAUUGAUGUACCCUAUGUAUUUCUUGGUGAUGGAGCUUUUGCUUUACAUAAACAUAUAAUGAAACCCUUUCCUAGUAAUCAUAAUUUAAACACAAUGGAACGCACUUUUAAUAACAAAUUUUCAAGUUCUCGUGUCAUUGUAGAAAAUGUCUACGGUAUUUUAACAACUGCAUUUCGAAUAUUUAGAAAACCAAUCGAGAUCGAUAUAGAGAACGUACCAACAGUCACAAUGACCUGUAUUUUAUUACAUAAUUUUUUAAAAAACAGUAGAACCUCUUGUAAUAUUUACGCUCCCCCGGGAACUUUUGAUUCCGUAGUUGACGGAGUAAAUAUUGAUGGCUCUUGGAGACAAAAUCAAACCAACUCAGACAAUUUAGCUAUUAGGCCAAUAGCAAAUGUACCAAUACGCUCAUCUAGAAACAUUAGUGAAAUUCGAAAUGAAUUUGCGUAUUAUUUUAAUAAUUUGAAUACAGAAUAUAACUAAAUAGUAGUAAUAUGUAAGCUGUAAUAACC
Messenger RNA from Achroia grisella, 1289 nucleotides. RefSeq lists its product as uncharacterized. Lineage: Eukaryota; Metazoa; Arthropoda; Insecta; Lepidoptera; Pyralidae. The transcript is spliced from 3 exons. The record is from RefSeq and is a predicted model, not a curated record. Bases 1 to 1260 code for a protein of 419 amino acids.